Penicillium angulare is the source of this 1467-nucleotide messenger RNA. Its product is annotated as ABC transporter ATP-binding protein. Lineage: Eukaryota; Fungi; Ascomycota; Eurotiomycetes; Eurotiales; Aspergillaceae. The transcript has a single exon. The coding region runs from base 1 to 1467 and encodes 488 amino acids. Gene Ontology annotation, cellular component: membrane. The record is from RefSeq and is a predicted model, not a curated record. Gene Ontology annotation, molecular function: ATP hydrolysis activity; ATP binding; ATPase-coupled transmembrane transporter activity. Gene Ontology annotation, biological process: transmembrane transport.
AUGGUGACUCGUUUCUGGAUAAGUCAAGUCAGGAAAGCUGCCUUCAGCCAUACUUUGAAGCUUUCUUCAGACUUCUACAGCCAAAAAGAUUUGCCAGAGAUCAUACGCAUUAUCCACACAGCCGAUUCACUGAGCGGAGUCUUGGAUUUAUCGCUCUUGGAAUUCUUACCAACCUUAGCACGGCUAGCCGCCGCUUCUUUCGCCAUCUAUGUCAAGUUUGGGGCAUUUAUCUUCUGUUUGGCGAUUAGUGGAUCAAUUGUCUAUCUUUGGCUGGAUAAUCACGCAUUUCAUAAUAAUCUCAAGAAGACUGAGCCUGAAAGACGCUGUACAGAUCUCGAGCUAAGCCGUGCAACGAAUCAAGCCCUGGAAAAGCACAUUAUCGUGGAACUGUUCAACACAAUCACUUACCAUAUUGGUAUCUACGAACACGCCCUUGACGCUCAUCUAGAGACUGAGAGCCGCUGGAGCCAGGUUGCUAUAUACAGGUCAAUAUCACUCCAAAGGCUUCAAAGGGGGCUAUUUUUUGCAAUCUCAAUGAUUCUUACACACCGCGGCACUUCGGCAGAAGAUAUCAUUUUCCUUACUCUUUAUUGGCCUACAAUUGCAGGCCACUUAUCAAGAUUGCCGUCCCAAUAUACCAGGCUUCACUUGAAGUUCACGGACUUAAAGUGCCUUCUUGCACAUCUCGAUAUAAAGCCAACAAUCAAAGAUGGCGAGAAUGCGUGCGACAUUGGUCCCAUAAACGGCCGGAUUACGUUCAGUGACGUAAGCUUCCGCUAUCUCGGCCAAAAAAAAGAAACUUUGAAGAACGUUUGUAUUUCAAUUCGACCCCGAACAACAGUUGCAUUGGUGGGGCGAUCGGGUUCUGGCAAAUCGACACUCCUCGAACUUCUGCUGCGGCGUUAUGAUGUCAAUUCUGGAUCAAUCAAGAUCGAUAGCCAGGAUAUCAGGGAACUCACUCUUGACUCUCUACGAAAAUCUAUUGCGUUUGUACCUUCAAAGAGCCAGAUAUUUCACAACUGGUCAAUAUGGCAAAAUCUGACCUAUGGAAGUUUUGAUGUUCACUUUGAAGCCAUCACCGAGGUAUGCUGCGCUGUGGGUAUUCAUGAUAAGAUCUCCUCAUCUUCAAAACAAUAUGAAAGUAUUGUUGGGCGAGAUUUGAAUUUCUCCGAUGGAGAGAUGCAACUCCUUGAGAUCGCGCGAGCCUUGAUCAGAAAGGCACGCAUACUUGUGCUCGACGAGCCAACCAGCAGCCUGGAUGCUGAUACUGAGGCAAUGAUAUUUGAGAUGCUUGGGAAAUUGAACAUCACCAUAUUCAUGUCUGCAAAUCGUCUCUCCAGCCUCAAGAGGGUGGAUGAAAUCAUUGUUCUUGAACAAGGAGUCAUCAAGGAGCGUGGAAACCACAAUGAGCUAAUGGAAACACAUGGAGGCGUCUAUCAGAGGCUUUAUUCUCAAUGGUCAGAGUAA